Molecule: messenger RNA, 2253 nt
Organism: Aspergillus neoniger CBS 115656
Lineage: Eukaryota; Fungi; Ascomycota; Eurotiomycetes; Eurotiales; Aspergillaceae
Product: putative 60S ribosome biogenesis protein Rrp14
Exons: 5
Coding region: 1-2253 (750 amino acids)
Biological process (GO): ribosomal large subunit biogenesis; ribosomal small subunit biogenesis
Cellular component (GO): nucleolus
Molecular function (GO): DNA binding; RNA binding
Source: RefSeq, a predicted model, not a curated record
AUGAAAUCCGGACUCAUUCUACUAUCCCCCUUAUGCCUUUCUACCAUCUUAUACGCAUCCCCAACAUCUACGCCCAACCCCAACCCUCCGACAGUGUAUCUCAUCCGUCAUGGGGAAAAACCCCCAGAUCCCGGGGACAGUGGACUAAAUGCCGAUGGCUUCAAACGCGCCGAGUGCCUCCGGGAGGUAUUCGGCGUGGGGUCACCUUAUGGAAUAGGCCAUGUGAUGGCGCCCAAGCUCAAUAAGCGUAAGACAUGGCGCAUUUCAGGCGGUUAUUCCUACUUUCAGGCCGAACAAGCUAAUGUUUAUGUUGGUGACUGCUCAGGAGGCCAGCAUAGGCGUUCCUAUGAGACCGUCCUCCCCGUCGCACAGGACCUUGGCCUCUCCGUUGAUACAUCCUGCAAGCGCAAUCACGUUAAGUGUGUGGCGAAACGGAUCAAAGAGUUCAAGGGAACAGGAAACAUUCUGAUCUCCUGGCGCCAUGGGAAGAUGAGGCAGAUUGUCCAGGAGCUGGGAUAUGCGGACCCUCCUGAAUAUCCUGAUGAUCGGUUCGAUUUGAUCUGGACGAUUCCAUUUCCUUAUGACAAUAUCACUGAGAUUCAAAGCGAAGAAUGUCCGGAAUUGGAUGUGCCAGUGCCAGCACUACUGAAGGUGCAAGAUUAUAUAGAACGCCUGCGAAGCCAUGCUCAGGCCUUCGACGGUUUACUGUCGCUGAUCCCGGCGAAAUUUUAUUACGGCGAAGAUGGCAGUGAUCAAUGGCAGCGCAAGAAGCAGACUAAGGAGCAGGCCCGUGAAGCCAAGCGGGCGAAGUUGGACCCCGAUUCCGCCAAGUCAGCCAAGGAUGUGAUGGACGAGAAUGCACGCAAGCGUAAACGUGACGAGGAAGGGAAUGGGGAAGAAGACGACUCUUCUGAUAACGGUGAACUCGGCUCCGAAAAGCCCAAGGAAGGAUUGAAGAGAGGAGAUGCCAACUCAAAGAAGCAAAAGCAGGCCGAAGACUCGGCUGAUGCGGAGCGCACAUCCGCCAAGUCGGCCGAAGAGGCAGAAGCGCGCAAGAAGUUGAAGGAGGAAAAGAAGGCCCAGAAGAAAGCUGCUCAGAAGGAGAAGAAGAAGGCCAAGGAAGCCGCUAGGAAGGUCAAGGUAGCCGAGCAGCCCGAAGAGACCGAAACACCUGCUGUGCAAAAAUCCGAGUCGACCCCCGCCAACAAGACCAAGGAACAAAAACAAGAACAAGAGGACAGCGAUAGUGAUGACAGUGAAAUUGCGGAUGGCGUCCCCGCCGAAGGUCUCUCGCUCGAGUUCAACGCCGAACAAGAAGAACAACCAUCCUCUUCUGCGUCCACCCCCAACUCCCCUGGGUUCGAUGCUUCCAAUCCCCAAUCGGGCAGCUCUUCCAUAUCCUCCAUUGUUCCCCCCACCGAAGCCUCCAAAUCCUCCACCUCCGAACCUAAGCCUCUCAAGCCUACCCCCGAUGAGCUCAAGCAACGGUUACAGAAGCGGCUCGAUGAACUUCGCGCAGCCCGACAUGCCGACGGGCUCAACGGAAAGCCCGCUAGAAACCGUCAAGAGCUAAUCGAAGCUCGCCGCCAAAAAGCCGAGCAACGCAAAGCGCACAAGAAGGAGCUGCGCCAAAAGGCUAGAGAAGAGGAGCAACGGCUGAAGGAUGAAGCCAUGGUCCGCCGCUUUUCUCCUGGUGGCUCGGGAUCCCUUCUCGCCUCCCCGCGCUCACCCGCUGAUUCCGUCGGCUCGAACAACAACUACGCUUUUGGCCGCGUUGUCUUCGCAGAUGGCCAACACGCCGACCCCACUCUUUCCGGAGUCCGGGAACAACCUAAGAGCCACGGUCCUAAAGACCCUGCCGCAGCCCUGAAGGCUGUUGAAGCGAAGAAGGCCAAGCUCGCCGCUAUGGACGAGCAGAAGCGGGCUGACAUUGAGGAGAAGGACCUGUGGCUUAACGCGAAGAAGCGGGCACAUGGUGAACGGGUCCGUGACGACACAUCAUUGCUGAAGAAGGCGCUUAAGCGCAAGGAAUCGGCGAAGAAGAAGUCUGAGCGCGAAUGGAAGGAGCGUCUGGAAGCCGUGAAGAAGGGCAAGGACAUGAAGCAGCAGAAGCGUGAAGAGAACCUCCGGAAGCGCCGAGAGGAGAAGGGCAACAAGGGAGGCGGCAAGAAGAAGCAGGCUGGAGGAGGUAAGAAGAAGUCCAGACCGGGCUUUGAGGGCAGCUUCAAGGCCAAGUCUGGAGGCAAGAAAUAA